AUGGUGCGACGUGUCUCCAAAUUGAAAGCCGGUUGUGAUAGUCCUCCGCCUGAUCUGGAAGAGCAAGAAUCAUCUGUUUCCACGUGGAAUGGUUGGCGGGAAGGCGGAAGUAGUAGCGUCGCUCGAUGCGGUGCGGUUAACACUAAUGCUGUCCGACUUUGUACAAAGUUGAAGGCCCGGAAGGUGUCUGUGGCGGCUGUCUUACGAGAUGAGUAG
Messenger RNA from Plasmopara halstedii, 216 nucleotides. RefSeq lists its product as uncharacterized. The transcript is spliced from 3 exons. NCBI's taxonomy places the organism in Eukaryota, Oomycota, Peronosporomycetes, Peronosporales, Peronosporaceae. The record is from RefSeq and is a predicted model, not a curated record. The coding region runs from base 1 to 216 and encodes 71 amino acids.